AUGAUACCGCUUGUUAAGGCCCUCAAAACAAACUCCAUGUAUCCGGAAAACAUACCCGCUUCUGACAUCUAUGCAGAAGUGCCGUUUUACGGCCGAUACUUCCCCAAAGCAGACGACUUUCAGGUCGACCCACAACACAUCAACUCCCAGUCAAUUGAAUCGUUACAGUACUGGGCGUCGGUUGUUGACCUCUACAACGAGUUGGUCAGAAUCUACCCAGCUGAGGAGGGCGGUCGCGACGUAUUUACCCUUGGUAGCGUAAUAGUCAAAUCCAGUCAUCUACACAAGACAAAGAAUGGUCGGCACUAUAAAAUUAACUACUCGUAUGCUGAUGCAAAUGAAGUCAAGGCCGUUGCUCUUGCUAAAAGCGUUCUAAAAGACUUUAAAGUCCCAGAAAUUUACUUCGCCGAUAAGCCAUACCUAUCGCAAGGCCAAAAGCAGUCCUUCCAAAAACAAGCACAAGAGAUACUUCGACAGCUAUACACUGUCAAGCCCUCCGACAGGCGCCGGGCUCGCUGUCACAUCGUCCAAGAUCCCAACAUCCUCACCAACAGCCGUGUUCGUCCCCUAGAAGCAGGUAUCCUCUUCUCAGACACCAACGUCGACCCGGACAUAAGUUUCAUGCACAAUAACUUCACCAAGUCCAACUGCAUAGUCGACAAUAACAAGAUCGUAGGGCUUGUUGACUGGGAAAUGGCAGGCUUCUUUGGUUGGAAGACGGCUGGUGAAGUCCAUCGUAGGAUCAGAACACCUCAGAGGGAGCAUUUUGCCAAUACCAACUUAACUGAAGAGACACUUCAGGACAUCAUGUGUUAG
This is a messenger RNA of Phaeoacremonium minimum UCRPA7, 816 nucleotides long. RefSeq names its product putative phd transcription factor protein. The coding region runs from base 1 to 816 and encodes 271 amino acids. The transcript has 3 exons. The record is from RefSeq and is a predicted model, not a curated record. Lineage: Eukaryota; Fungi; Ascomycota; Sordariomycetes; Togniniales; Togniniaceae.